GAUCAGUGAGCUCCCAGCUGGCUUAGCUAGAACCCUCUAAUGGACAUACAUCCAAAGCAAAACAGCCGAAAAGCAAUGGCGGCCAUUGACUGAGAAAUUGAUAAUUUCAAUUUGGAAAACUUUGGAAACAUGUGAUCUACGUGCUUCGAUAAAAAAAAAACGAUUAGAGGUUUUAAUAAGAAGUCUUAAGACAUAAGCAUGUUAUUAAAAAAAAUUUUGAAGCAACGCGUUGACCUAUGCGUUGAUCACUGGUACACGGAUUUAACCAAUUGUAUUCAGCUAUAUCCUAUAUCAAUUAUUACAUUUUUGCAUCAAAUAAAUGCAAGCGUAUUAUAUAAAAUUUGAGAAAUAGAGUUGAAAAGGUGUGGCCAGAGGGUGGGGGACUGGUAUUGCUUGCAAAUCUAGAAAUGGCACGCAGUAUUUGCAGGCAAUGGCGAACAAACGAAUGGAUCAGCAUCUAAGUCGGUCAAGCAUUGAGUGGUGGUUGCUGGCAGAUGAAGUAGAAAGGAAACACGACAGGCAGGAAGGAGCAAACUAAACGAGCGCGUCUAAGUAAUGAGCGAGACUCGGCAUCAUCUUCGCUCGGUUUCGGACUUAUACGCAGCCGACGAAAUAGAGGUGCUUCUUUUGGAAGAAAUUCGUGACUUGGAACCGCCACCCUCUGCAUAUUCUAAACCUGAGGAUAUUCAAGACUUCGAAAUCGCAGGUAGUAGAACAGGGGGGCGAAUUAGCUCCCAAUCAUCGGAACUGGAUUCACCAGGAAUCCAUACCACAUUCCAUUCCUGGGACUCGCACGCAAACUAUCAUGAUCAUUAUGGCCAUAAUGACCAUAGGCAUGGCCCUUCCUCAAAUACACUGCCAUGGCCACGAACUAGUCAUUUGGUUUUUUACUGCGACAUACAGGGUCAUCUUAAAACAGCUACUGGCGCUGUUCGACUCCUAUUACUUAUAUCAUCCGCAGCUUGUUUGGUUACUUUAUGCAGUUCUGGUACUGCCAAAGUCAGUCUUUUUAUGCUGCCUCUGCCCGGACGUUUGAGAUUCAUGAUAUUUGUCGCUGUUCUCUGUUUCUUGAUAACUGCAUUACUUCUUUUUCUUGAUAUUUCGCACGUUAUUUAUGUAUUUCCUUUCAAUUGGUCUAGGCUGAAUACAUGGGUAUUCACUGGUAUAGGCUUAUCUUACUCAUUAAGCAGUGCGCUAUUGGCAUAUUCCAUAUGGGAAUACCAUAGCGGAGGUUGGGUACCGCGACGCACACGUUCCCAAUUAUCUGCCGCUGCAGCACUUGGUCUCUCGUGUGCUGUUUUAGCAUUUGUACUUUCUCUAAUACAAAGUCGCAGUGGGUCAAAUUAUGAGACUCAGGAUAUUCACAAUCACACACCAGCGCCACUUUACAAGCCCGUUGACAACUCCUCCUCUUCUGGGCAUGCGUUCAACGCGUUUACGUAUAACGCGGGGAAAAUUAAGUAAAUGUAAACGAUGAUCGUUAGACCUAUUUCUCAAACGCGACUCAAGGAACGAGAUCUGGGUUACCCUUUGACUGACUGACCAUAUGUUACUGCAUGAUUAACUUCACGAAAAGCACUGCUGCCACUGGUUGUUAUAAUAAAACCCUCGUACAUAUUUAAUAUAACGGUCGUUCCUACGUUCGUUCUACGUGCUGUGAAUACUUCUCCACUUUUUGAUUGAAUUUAGAAUAGAAAUAAUAUAAUUAAUAUUUAUUGAUCGACGAUCUAUGUUAUACAUUGAUUAUAUUCAAAUAUUAUAUUGUUGUUUUUAAAUGUGUAUUAUUUAGUUAUUUAUUGUGCACAAUGUCGACUAAAUUCUACGUUUACACACACGUAAAUCGAACGUUAUGUAGUUUUCGAACCCACCAAAGUAAACUAAACGCUGUCCAUGUAACACGAACACACACGAAUACACACACACACAUAUAUACAAAUAUUUACAUAAUACACAUGAUAUAUCAAUCAUCAUCGCGUAUUCAUUUCUCGAUUAAAAUCGCAGAAAGAGCGUUAGUUACUAUAUUAUUAAACUAAUUGUAUUAUUUUUCAACGAUGUAUCAGUGUAGAAUGAAUUUAAAUUCUGCAAAGAACAAAUUUGCAGUAAUAUCAGAAAAAUACAGUUAUAGAAGUAAUAAAACAAUUAGAUGAUGGAAAAAAAAAAAACUUCAAAGGAUGUUGUUGUUGUUGCUUCAUUUCUUCACGCCCAAGCAUUGUGUAUGAAUGAUUAGAAACGUGAUUCGAAAAACAUGAUUUAAUGAAAAUUAUUAAUUAUUUAUUCACAACCGAUACAAAAGAGUUACAUAUUUGCACCUGU
Polistes dominula (European paper wasp) is the source of this 2313-nucleotide messenger RNA. RefSeq lists its product as uncharacterized. NCBI's taxonomy places the organism in Eukaryota, Metazoa, Arthropoda, Insecta, Hymenoptera, Vespidae. The record is from RefSeq and is a predicted model, not a curated record.